Messenger RNA from Ceratitis capitata (Mediterranean fruit fly), 2392 nucleotides. It is a transcript of the gene Nadk2, whose product is annotated as NAD kinase 2, mitochondrial. Gene Ontology annotation, biological process: NAD+ metabolic process. NCBI's taxonomy places the organism in Eukaryota, Metazoa, Arthropoda, Insecta, Diptera, Tephritidae. The transcript has 8 exons. Gene Ontology annotation, molecular function: NAD+ kinase activity. The coding region runs from base 878 to 2173 and encodes 431 amino acids. The record is from RefSeq and is a predicted model, not a curated record. Gene Ontology annotation, cellular component: mitochondrion.
CUUGCAAUUGUAAAUAAAUAAACUUUAAUAAGCGGCAAAUUAAUGGUUCUUAUCACUGAACUGAAACAAGCGGCUGGUAAUAAUAGCUCAUGUAGCAUGCCCAGUAAAAUGAUAAGUCAAUAACUGCACCACAAUUAUAACGACAAUACAUACAGUUCAAAUUAGAGAGAUUAUAGUAAAGAAUCAGUGAUGUCCGAUAAGUCAGUGUGAAAAGAUCAUUGUGGGAGCCGGUAAAAGCAACACAAACUAAACAGUUACUUGCGGGCAUAGUGUUUUUGCAUUAAAUACAACACAAGCUUUUCUAUUUUAAGACUAAGUUAGAUUGCAAAAAAGGAAAACAUAUUGAUUUGAAAUGUUGGCUAAUAUGGUAGCAAAAACACCGUUUUUAAGAUCAGAUUGCUCAAAGAACAAAGCGAGGGCAAAGUUCACUGUCGAUGCUCCAUAAUAUGUAUAUAUGAAUAUAUAAACAAUCGACUAUUACAUAUUUAAAAAAGUGGCUAUUGGGAAAAAAGCUUCACGAAACUGAGUUGUCUUAAAAUCGAACUCGCAAUAUGCAUUUCAUUUACAACAUAUUGGGAAAAAGUUAUUCUUUAAAUAUGUGAAUAUGCGUGUAUAAUUGGUGCCAUUGACUGUGCAAAAAAAAAAAAAUAAAAAUAAAAAACAAAAAAUCGUGCCGUGUUUGUGUUACUAGUUAGUAUUUCUGUGUGUUACACUUGCUUUACUGAGUUACUACUUUUAAAAGCAGCAACGAAAUUGUGUUUGAAAUAAAACAGUUCUAUCGUUAAUAACAAUUUCUUAAUCGGAUGCAGUUAAACCCAGGAGUACUGGAGAAAUCGUGCAAAAAUUUUCUAAUAGAAUAUAAAUUUAUCUCCAUAAAAUGUUUAAGUCAAAAACCUUGACUCGUCAAUUGACUAAAGAAUUUCGUUUGUGGCGCAAAUUCAGUAGUCACAACAGAGAAAGUUGUGUGAAUCCAGCGAAAUAUCCACCACCACAAUUCAAAUUGCAACGUGCCCUAAUAAUUACGAAAUUUUCACGUUAUGAAUUCGAGCAGAUGCGCUAUCCUCAACUCAAUCGAGAGCAGUUGGAGAGGAAGUUACGCGAUCGUGGCACGGAUUAUGAGAUGCUCAUGUAUUUGCAUAAUUUACACAAGGACUUUGAGAGAAAUGUCGUACAGAGCUUCUUGGAUGUGGGAUGCGAAGUGAAGGUGGCGAAUAGAGUCGAAUUUAGAAGCUCCCUAAGCAAGGAGAUCAUGAAAUGGGCCGAUCUGAUUGUACCAGUGGGCGGUGACGGCACCUUCCUACUAGCAGCCGGACGUGCCAGCCCACUCUUUGCGCAGAGUCAACAAAAGACACCAAUUGUUGGCUUCAAUUCCGAUCCGCAACGCUCUGAGGGACGUUUAAUGUUACCAAAACAUUAUACAGAGAAUACGGCAGACGCGGUGGCCAAGAUCAAGAGUGGUGAUUUUCAAUGGAUGUAUCGUACGCGCAUACGCACAUCCAUACUCGGCAGUAAUGGUAAAAUACCGGAAUCCACUGAUCUGUAUCGGCACACCGUGACCAAAAUGGAACAAGAGAAGACUGAGCCAGAAUAUUUGAGUAAAGCGUGGUCGUUGCGUUAUAAGGCGAAAAUGAAAAGGGUCUUGCCCUAUCUGGCGCUUAAUGAGGUGUUUAUUGGUGAGCAGCUUUCGGCGCGUGUCUCACAUUUGCAAUUAGUAAUCAAUCAUGAGAAUGUGGAUAAUAAAACAAAAUGUUCGGGCUUAUGUGUGAGCACUGGCACCGGUUCGACAUCGUGGCAUACUAGCAUAAAUCGUAUCACCAACCAACAGGUUGAAGACCUUGUUAGCAUAUUACCGAUUCCAGAGCCCAAAGGAGGAAAACCAAUGCCGGCUUUCGAUGCAGAGGAAAUAGCAAAUCAAUAUAAUCAAAAUCUACGCUUCGCGCCAGAUGACCCACGAAUAUGCUAUUCGAUACGCGAGCAAAUUUGUGUUGGUGUUUGGCCGAGUCCAAGGAACUUUAAGGCGCGUCGAUUUGUCAAUAGUCUCUUCGUGAAGUCACGUUGUAUUGAUGCGAAUUUGGUAAUCGACGGCAGCAUUUCCUAUCCAUUCAAUGACGGUGCGAAGGCGUUGCUGGAGGUACAUCCAGAAGAUGCACUACUUACAAUAUCAUUGGACUAAAUCAUAAACUAAAAUUUUCUACCAUUAUAAGCCAAUUAAAAGUGAAUAUUUUGGAUAUAAUAUUAAGAAAUAAAUAUUGAAUAAUUGAUAUAACAACCUACGAUAUUUGUAUGCGUUUAUAGAUAUGUAAGUUUUUGAUUAAGCUAACGAUAGUUAUGUAUGUAAAGUGUGCCUGCUAUUGUUGAAUAAAUAAGAAAAUCUGUUUUCACGUAUGUAUGU